AUGGUCUAUCACGUGCGUACCCUAAGACAACACUCUGAAUCCAUAUUUGUCGUCAAUUUCUCCAAAAAAAAGCCUUCAUAUGGCCAAAUCAACGAAGAAGAACGAGAAACCCUAAUCUUCAAAACAACGUACCUUCUGGCCAAGUAUCAUGGUUCAAGUGCUAUUGUCGCUCGUGAACAUCAAAGAGAGUCAGAAUACCUCAAGAUUGAGCAAGGAACAAUCCUGAUUAGAGAAUAUGAUGUUCCGGCGCGGUGGUUUCUCGUCUCCGAUUUGCUUCCGCUUCCAUUAGCGUAUUUGGAGAUUCAUAAUUCUCACCAACUCCUCCGCAGAUCCAAAUCUUCUCCGAUUUCAAGCCUCAUCGUGGUUUUGUUCUCAGUUCUGAGUUUCGACCUCAACUCUGUCAACAUAUACGAAUACAUACAUGUUCAUAAAGAGUGGUUGAAGGAAGAAUAA
Messenger RNA from Vicia faba (fava bean), 453 nucleotides. NCBI's taxonomy places the organism in Eukaryota, Viridiplantae, Streptophyta, Magnoliopsida, Fabales, Fabaceae. The record is from the annotation of a GenBank genome assembly.